Solanum verrucosum is the source of this 1215-nucleotide messenger RNA. RefSeq lists its product as uncharacterized. Gene Ontology annotation, cellular component: precatalytic spliceosome. The transcript is spliced from 2 exons. The record is from RefSeq and is a predicted model, not a curated record. The coding region runs from base 62 to 724 and encodes 220 amino acids. Gene Ontology annotation, biological process: RNA splicing. Lineage: Eukaryota; Viridiplantae; Streptophyta; Magnoliopsida; Solanales; Solanaceae.
ACACUAUCCCUUCUUUGUAGAAAAAACCCCUCCUAGUCCACUCCUCACUCUGCAAGGAACGAUGGCGGACCGUGAUCGAACUCGAGACCGCGACCGUGACCGUGAACGGGAUCGUGAGCGUGACCGAGAAAGGGACAAGGAUAGAGACAGAGAUCGGAAACGAGACCGGGAAGACCGUGAUCGGAGAGACCGUGAACAUUCUUUUACCCCUGACCUUAACAGAACUACUCGGCAUACACGCUCCCGUACUCGUUCCCCUUCCACUGACCGGCACCGACACCGCCACCGUUCUACCUCUCGUUCCCGUUCUCCCACUGACCGUCGCCACCGUCACCACCGCCGCAGGAGUCCCUCAGCUGAAAGUCCUCCAAGGAAAAGGCAUAAAGAUGAUGGUGAACGGGAUAGGGACAGGCGCAGAGAAGUUUCGGAUUUUGUGGAUGGGAUAGCCAAAGAACAACAGAAACAGAAGAAAAAGAACAAGGACAAGGAGGAUGGGAGUGGGAGUGGGGAUGUUGGUGAAGGAGGAGAAGAGAUGAUGGAUGAGGAUGAGAUUGAGAUGAUGAAGAAAUUUGGGAUACCAGUAGGGUUUGAUUCUACAAAAGGAAAGCCAGUGGCUGGAAAUGAUGUAGGUGCUGUAAGAAAAGUCACCAAACGCCAGCCUCGACAGUACAUGAAUAGGCGUGGUGGGUUCAAUAGGCCCUUGCCUGCUGAGUGCAACCGCUGAGCUUUUCAGAUGGAAAUGCAUUUUCUGCCAGGCUUCUUAUAUGAGUCUGUCCCUUUGUCCAAGUAAUGGAGACGAUGUAAGAUAUUUUCAAUUGUCUGUUUAGGUUGUAAUGUGCGAUAUUUCUCAGAACUCCAUGAUAAUAGUACUCCAAUAGUUUCACAGUUUGCUGCAGACUGCAGACGAGCAGUAGCAGAUGCACCGUUAAUUCAGGGUCCAGCCAAAUGGUUAGCUGGUUAAUCAAGUGCCCCUCCCUCCCUUUAAAGCAGGCAUUCUUAAACACCAUAUGUUUUCUCAUUGAGGUUACUGAUGUGAACGUGCAUUUGGCCAUCACAUCUUGUGUUAUGUGUUCUCAGAUCUCUCCUGAAAAAGGCACUUCUUCAUAAAUCAGCUUACAUUUGGAUUUGGCUAUACUGUUGCUCGCUAUGUGCACUCAAGUCUUGUAUUGAUCACUUUCUGAUACCUUUUAUUGAUAUUCGCCCCCUUGGUUCCAA